Messenger RNA from Arxiozyma heterogenica, 1533 nucleotides. RefSeq names its product Stn1p (gene STN1). Lineage: Eukaryota; Fungi; Ascomycota; Saccharomycetes; Saccharomycetales; Saccharomycetaceae. The record is from RefSeq and is a predicted model, not a curated record. The transcript has a single exon. Bases 1 to 1533 code for a protein of 510 amino acids. Gene Ontology annotation, cellular component: CST complex. Gene Ontology annotation, biological process: telomere capping.
AUGGAUUCACAACAAAAUGUAAUUUAUUAUGACAGAACUCAUAAUUGGAAUCUUUACAUUCCAUUAUUAUUUACACAAAAUAAACUAUAUAACUAUAAACCACAUUGUUUAUUGAUUGAUAUACAAAAAAUUUGGUCAUAUUCUUUCGAAAUUUUCAAGGCCAAUAACUUGUAUUAUAAGUUUAAUAAAAAUUUCUUAUUUUGGAAUAAUAGUCCAAUUAACAAAUUUUUUAUAUGUGGGAAUAUCAUAUCUUAUCGAUUUAACUAUUUUCAUAAUAUAGAAUACGUUGCUUUUAGAAUCGAUGAUAAUUCAUUUAAUGAUACUAAGAAUAACAAACAGGAAUUAUGCUUACCCAAAUUUAUUAUAAAUAGAAAUUUACUUGAGUCAAUUAUUAAUAGAAAUUUACAGAAUUUAAGAAAUAUUUAUAUCGAAGUGUCAAAUGUUGAUUUUUUUAAUGAAACUAUUCGAAUCGAUAAAAUUGUAAAUUAUAAUUUUGAUUUAUUGGAUCAGAUUCAGUUUUGGAAGUUAGCAAUCAAUGAUAAAUUAUGUUUUCAAAAUUAUAUUUGGAUUAUUGGAAAAACCUCAAUUACAAAUGAAAAUAAUAAUAAUAAAAAUGGCGGUGAUAACAUACAUAGUAAUAAUAGCGGUAAUUUGCAACAACAUAUUUUUAUUGAAAGUUUGAAUAAUAAUAUUAUUAAAAAAAAUUUGGAAAUUUUAUCGCCAUAUUUAGAACCACAAGAUGUAUCUUCAUCAACCGAUAUUUUUUUAAUACCUGAAUUAGAUAAAUUUGGACAGAAUGUAUACGAAUCAAAUAAUAGAAAUAUUUCCUUCAUUAAUAUUUCCACAGAGGAUUUUAUUGAGUUUUCUAAAGUUGAUAAUAAAAAUAAUAGUAAUAAUAAUGUUAAGCACAGUAAAACCAAUUAUAAAAAUAAUAUUGGUAUUAAUAGAUAUAACAGUAAUAAUAGAAUUACCAUGAAGAUGAUAAAUUUCAGUUUUCUAUCCACACUUUACAACUAUCAUCUUUCAGUGCCAAAUGCCCAAAAUAUUUCAGUUGUUGAGUUAUACAAAUUUAAUGGAUUGAAUGAUAUGAUCGAGCAAUAUAUAUUAAGUGAGAAGCAAAUAAGAAAAGAAAAAAGAGAAAAUAAUGAAAUUUCGGCCAGUUUGCUUAAAUCUACAUUAUUUCAAACUGUAUUAUCGAAGUAUGAAGCUAUAGGAUUGCUAUCUUUUUUUAAUAAUAUUAAUAGCUGUGAUUUAAAACCUUUUUUGCAAUUAUUAUCAUUUAUUGAUUCGAAGUGUCACACUUGGUUAAGAUUACACAUCAAAAUAAAUGUAAUAAAUUUUGAAAUAAUUUGUCAUGCAUUCCAAAGAAUUAUACCCAGAUUAGAUGUGGAAACAAUAUUGUCCUUAUUUAAAAUAGUGUUAAAUAACUUAACAUUAGAUGAUCCAUAUGUCAAUGCCUGGUAUUUUGAAUUAGAUCAAAAUGUGUCAAACCAUAAGUACGCACUAGUCCAUUUUAUUUUGAAAAACUCUUAA